Molecule: messenger RNA, 321 nt
Organism: Trichobilharzia regenti
Lineage: Eukaryota; Metazoa; Platyhelminthes; Trematoda; Strigeidida; Schistosomatidae
Source: the annotation of a GenBank genome assembly
AUGUGGGCAUUAGUUGUCAAGGGACUAUUUAGUGGUUGGAGGCAGUUCUGCUUACAUAUGUCUGAUGCCGAAUAUAUUGCUGACGGACCUUUAACUGACAUAGUCGGAGCAGAUUGGGGAGACGAUACAUUACCUUUCGAACUUAUUUUGGUCAAACCCGAUUCUCUUCCUGAUCCAGAACCUCAACCUGUUGGUGGUCAGCGGUGUUUUGAAGUCCCAGCUUCAGAUUUUUUUGACAGUGUUUGUUGGAAUGAACUUGACCUAGAUAAUCUUCUUACACGUUUGAAUCCUCCGCUUACCUUUCAUUCAUCACUACCAUAG